AACCGAAUUUGUUCAGCAGACUGACUGUCCGUUUUGAUGAAAUAUACUUUACACUGCAAUAUCCCGCGACCUGAACACAGUAUAAUACGGACAGAUUAAAUGUUUUUUUUCUUUACGCGUAUUUUCAUACCUAGGCCCGUGUCAUUCAGGUUUUUUACUAGUUAAACUUGAUGUUUUUCAUUUAUGACAUGUCUCAUAUUUAGCCUUUGGUAUAUACAGCUGAUUGAAUAAGUACAUCCACACGGGAAAAGUCACUAUUUCAGCGGUGCAAGGCAAAUUAAGAAAACUGUAUACAUUUAAAAGUCAUGGCUGCCCAGAUAUCAGAAUCAGAUCAAAUAAAACAAUUCAAAGAAUUUUUGUCAACAUACAAUAAGCUUACAGAGAACUGCUUUAUGGACUGCGUAAAGGAUUUCACCACCAGAGAAGUCAAAGCAGAGGAGGGCACCUGCUCGGAAAGCUGCCUGCAGAAGUACCUGAAGAUGACCCAGCGCAUCUCCAUGCGUUUUCAGGAAUACCACAUCCAGCAAAACGAGGCCCUGGCGGCCAAGGCGGGCAUACUGGGCCAACCACGAUAAGGCUCCGGUGGCGGGUCGACAGAGCAAGGAGGUGCUGGGAAUCACGCUCCCGCCCAGGGCGUCCUGCCGGUCUUCAAACAACAGAGACCCCCCUCCAUUUGAAAGGAGAGUCCAGAGCCCAGGGUGGAGCAGGCAGCUAUACAACCUGAAAUGCCUUCCCAUCUACCCAGCCCUCCUGGGCCUUGAGCCAGGAGCCGUGUGCUGCAGCCUCAGGCUGGUCGGCCUGACCUGCACACGGCCAGCCAACUUGCGGGGGGGGGGGGGGGUGGAUCACCCUGUGUGGGUUCUUAAGUAUGUAUCAUAAGGCAGAAGGAAUCAUUCACAUGCUGGAGUCUAAGGGCUCAUUGUCCCAGUGUUACAUAUUAAAUACUGGAUGAAUGGUUUUCGUUGUCUCAUUCUUUAAAUUGCUUUGAAGUAUCUCAGUGACUUUCACAGGAGAUGUUUUAAGAUGAUUAUAUAUUUAUCCCAGUGCAGAGAUGCCAAGUCGUAAUACAAUUAAACGAUAAGUGAAUGUUU
Paramormyrops kingsleyae is the source of this 1091-nucleotide messenger RNA. The record is from RefSeq and is a predicted model, not a curated record. NCBI's taxonomy places the organism in Eukaryota, Metazoa, Chordata, Actinopteri, Osteoglossiformes, Mormyridae.